AAUCUAGAACUCGCGCGAAUCCUCCCCGCGCCUUCCUCUUCCGUCUUCUCUCUCUACACAUACAUAUAUUUGUGUACCUAUACAUGCAUUCGUCGCGUCAAAUUCAUUCCUGUUAGUAGAAACAAUCAAAAGUUGAUAUUCUCUGAAGAGUUUCUACGUUCAACAUUCCAAUCGUAACAAACCAACAAUCGAAAGGAGAAACAUUCGCCUUUCCCUUCGUUUUUUGUUCCAGUAAGUUGAUAUCGGUGACUACUACUGAUGCUACUACUCUGGGUUACUGGUUAAACUGGAGGGUGGGACUCUGUGCAAUAUGGGUCUUGGCACCCAUGUUGAUUGCAUUAUAUAUGAUAUGCAAAUAUGAACGUUCAGACCAAUCAGACUUUGAGGAAACAGUAAUUCUCCAAGAUAAAACUGGGGUUUUGUGUAAUGAUGAUGCUUGGAGGCCAUGCCUGCAAGAAAUUCACCCUUUCUGGUUGUUGGCUUUCCGAGUUAUUGCAUUCUUCCUGCUUUUAGGGACUCUUAUUUUGGAUGUUGUAGUUCAUGGAGGUGGCAUAUUAUACUAUUAUACGCAAUGGACAUAUAUCUUGGUCACCAUCUAUUUUGGGCUCGGAUCACUGCUUUCCAUGAUUGGAUGUUAUCAGCAUUACAAGAUGGGUGCAGCAUCAAAGUUUGCUGGGGUGGGAAAAGAUGCAGAGCAAGGAUUGUAUGUGCCUCUCACAUACAGCGAAGCUGCAUAUAAAGCGAGAGAGGAAAAAAGCUUGAAUUUCCAAAAAAAGAAUGAAUACUACCCUUCUCUAGUUGUCUUGUGUCAUGCCUUUCAAGUUAUUUUCCAGAUGUGUGCCGGGGCAGUGAUGCUGACUGAUUUUGUCUAUUGGUCCAUAAUAUUUCCUUUUCUUACCAUCAAAGAUUAUGACAUGAACUAUUUAACAGUAAUUACACACUCGCUCAAUGCCAUACUGCUCCUCGGUGAUACAACAUUAAAUAGCUUGCGCUUCCCCUGGUUCCGGAUUUCUUACUUUAUUUUGUGGACUGGGGUAUAUGUUAUCGUCCAGUGGAUUGUUCACGCCUGUAUCUCACUUUGGUGGCCAUACCCAUUUCUUGACUUAUCAGCACCAAAUUCUCCCUUUUGGUAUUUGUUGGUGUGCUUGAUGCAUAUUCCCUGCUACGGUGUGUUUGCACUAAUUAUGGAUUUAAAACACUUUGUAUUAUUGAGAUGGUUCCAUCAAUCGUACCAGGGCAUGAGAUAGAAACGAUUCCAAGGUUGAGAUCCGUAUAGUUUUAUUACUCCGUAUGUUUCUUCCAAAUUGUUUGGAAUUUCGAGAUCUCGAUCCAUGUUUCGGCACUACAGAGUAGCAGGAUGUGUUUUCUGGUGGUUCUGAAAUUUUCUUAUCUGGAGAAGUUGGUUCAAGUCAGCCCAAGAUCAUCAGCCUCUUCCAAAGAAAAGAUGUCAUUUGUUUAUUUAUUUCUGUAAUUUUCUUCUUGUUCUGGUUUUUCUCCUUCAUACACGUGUAUACAUACAUGUAUGUUUAUUGGCUCCUUCUUUCACCGGACAAAUGCUAGAUUUUCUCCACUAACCCAUUCCGAAUGCUACUUAAACAGAUUUAUUUUUAUUUA
This is a messenger RNA of Rhododendron vialii, 1614 nucleotides long. RefSeq lists its product as uncharacterized. The transcript has 9 exons. The record is from RefSeq and is a predicted model, not a curated record. Bases 327 to 1247 code for a protein of 306 amino acids. Gene Ontology annotation, cellular component: membrane. Lineage: Eukaryota; Viridiplantae; Streptophyta; Magnoliopsida; Ericales; Ericaceae.